Messenger RNA from Sesamum indicum (sesame), 486 nucleotides. Its product is annotated as RING-H2 finger protein ATL79-like. NCBI's taxonomy places the organism in Eukaryota, Viridiplantae, Streptophyta, Magnoliopsida, Lamiales, Pedaliaceae. The record is from RefSeq and is a predicted model, not a curated record.
AUGGACGCUGAUACUAUAGACUCAACAUCGGUAUCGAGCUGGUCGACGCUGCAAGAACCGCCGGACCUGGAGCAAAUUAUGUGCAUUUCUGUCGGGUUUCUACUAGUACUGGCAAUCAUAUGCUUGUUCCUUAGAUAUGUAUCGUCGUACCCGUUGUCUCCACCAAUGCAAUCUAACGAUGAUCGUGAUUGGCAUACGUCAGCAGGCACGACACGACCGGUUAAGGCCCGAAAAUUUGAUCGGGAUUUAGAGGCUGCUGCUCAUAUUCCAGUGAGCAUAUUAGGAUUGUCUGAUUUUGGUGGAGAAAUUUGUGCGAUAUGUUUGGGUGAGUUUGUGUGUGGAGAGGCUGUCAAGAUUCUUCCGAGGUGUAAGCAUAUGUUUCACGACGAUUGCAUCGAUGCGUGGUUGCCGAUUCGCUCGUUGAACUGUCCGGUGUGUCGAGAUCGGAUAAUUGAUGACGAGCAGGAUGUAGAAAUUAAGAGGUAA